This is a messenger RNA of Myripristis murdjan (pinecone soldierfish), 3977 nucleotides long. It is a transcript of the gene ubac1, whose product is annotated as UBA domain containing 1. Bases 306 to 1571 code for a protein of 421 amino acids. The transcript is spliced from 10 exons. The record is from RefSeq and is a predicted model, not a curated record. Lineage: Eukaryota; Metazoa; Chordata; Actinopteri; Holocentriformes; Holocentridae. Gene Ontology annotation, cellular component: ubiquitin ligase complex. Gene Ontology annotation, molecular function: protein binding.
CGUUGAAGGUCAAAGUUCAACCAUUACCGUCAAAAUAGGGACCUCAGCUCGCUGGCUGAGGCUGCUUGUCUUCACGGGGGAAAACAAACAACCUGACCGGCACGGAAAACACACUUCUCUCGGCGUCGCGCCGAAAACCCGUCGAGGAAACCGAAAAUGGUCCUCGGCUGAUCGUUGGCCCGCAGUUGCACAGUUGUCGGCAGUUAGCUCGGUGCUAACGUUAGCCCGCUAGCUUCGGUUUGCGGGGAGCACAUAGCAACAGCAGCUAACAUUAGUGGACUAGCACUCGCGACGAGGCAGCGGCUAUGUUCGUGCAGGAGGAGAAGAUAUUCGCCGGGAAAGUGUUGAAAAUACACAUCUGUACCAUGGAGGGGACGGAGUGGCUGGAGGAGGUCACGGAAGACACCACCAUUGAGAAACUGAAGGAGAAGUGCUUGAAACAUUAUGUGCACGGAAGUCUAGAAGACCCCAAAACUCUCACCCACCAUAAACUAAUCCACGCUGCUACAGAGAGAAUCCUCACUGACACUAAAACAGUGGCUGAUGAGAACCUCAAAGAUAAAGAUGUUUUGCUGCUGAUAAAGAAAAGACCACCACCAACCCCUCCAAAGAUGGCAGACAUAUCUACAGAUGAAAAGAAGAAGCAAGAAAACAAGGCUCCGGACAAAGAUGCUAUCCUGAAAGCCACUGCCAGCCUGUCCACCCGUCACAUCGACCGCACCGUCACGCAGCACAACAUCAGAGACUUUCAGACGGAGCUUAGAAAAAUCCUCGUCUCUCUCAUUGAAGUGGCCCAGAAGCUUCUUGCUUUGAACCCUGAUGCUGUUGAACUCUUCAAAAAGGCUAAUGCCAUGUUGGAUGAGGAUGAAGAGGACCGGGUGGAUGAAACAGCCCUUCAGCAGCUCACAGAGAUGGGUUUCCCCGAGAGCAGAGCAAUCAAAGCUCUCCGAUUGAACCACAUGUCAGUGACCCAGGCCAUGGAGUGGUUGAUCGAGCAUGUAGACGACCCCUCCGUGGACUCACCUCUGCCUGGCCAGGACACUUCUGGGGCGGCAGGGGCCACGGCCGCCGCCACCCCAGGCCCCUCUGUCUCAGCCUCGGCCUCGGGCGCUCCUCACCUCCGCCGAAGCCUUUCCCAGUCCAGCACAGAGGAGAGCACCAGGCAGGACGAGCUGACAGAGAUCUUCAAGAGGAUCCGCAGGAAACGAGAGUUCAGGCCUGACUCGAGAGCUGUUAUCGCAUUGAUGGAGAUGGGCUUCGAUGAGAAGGAGGUGAUCGAUGCUCUGAGAGUGAAUAACAACCAACAGGAUGCUGCGUGCGAGUGGCUGCUGGGAGACAGGAAACCGUCUCCAGAGGACCUGGACAAAGGCAUUGACACUGACAGCCCCCUGUUCCAAGCAAUUCUGGAGAACCCAGUGGUACAGCUGGGCCUAACCAAUCCCAAGACGCUGCUCGCUUUUGAAGACAUGCUAGAGAACCCUCUGAACAGCACCCAGUGGAUGAAUGACCCUGAAACCGGCCCCGUCAUGCUCCAAAUUUCCAGAAUCUUCCAGACACUUAAUCGCACGUAGAGCCUCCUGAUGACCUGCGUGACUGUGGCAGCCUGUGUGUAUGUGAAUGAUUGUGUGUGUGUGUGUGUGUGUGAACAUAUGUAUGUGAAAAUGAGCGGCGAUGUGUGCAUUUGGAUAUGGCAAGGACAUCAGUAUUGUUUUUGCCUUGUGAAGACAGAGCUGGAGGAGUGUGUAUAGAGAUGUUACACAACUAUUUAUAACAUUGCAGGAAAAAAACACUUAACAUAUAAAUGUUAACAUUAUUAUUAUUAUUAUUAUUAUUAUUAUUAUUAUUAUUAUUACAGCAAUGAGAAUAAAAAAUGAAAUUUAGUAGGCUGUUUUUACAUUUUAGCAACAAUUUAUAGUUACGACAGACAUGGUUUAUUUUAUAUAAUUUCUCCAUGUACAAAAAAAUGACCAUCAAACAUAAAUUUAAUGUUUACACUUCAAAGAAAACUCUUUUUGUAUGUUUAGCAAUAUUUAAAUAUCAAUUACAGUCUUGUCUGUCUCUUUUAAAUUGCUACAUUUCAUUUCAUCAAUGGUGAAUGUUUGGAGGACUCGUGUCAUUACACCCCUACCUACCCCCCCAAAAAAAACAACAACAUACAGCUCAGCUUAUAAUUGAUACUAUAAUUGUUGUGUGUUUGUUAAGUUAAUGUCAGCAAAUGUAGGCUUCAGACACAUUACACCUCUCUCCGUUCAGCCUCGAGAGCCUGCCUGUCUGCUCACUGUAAACCAUGCUCCUCUCGACUUAAAAAGGAGAGCAUUUAUCUUUGUUCUUCUUGAAGAAUAUUUAUUUAACUUUUUGCCUCUUAGAGGAAAACUGUACACUAUGCUGUCUGUUUGUGUCUUGGUCAUGUUUUUACAAGAAUAAGAUAUAUUAGGCCUGUGUGUUUAUUUUCAGUGUGCCCUUGAAUGUCACAUUAUCAUCUUGUGCGCGUGCAGCACUUGUUCACCUUUAUGAAUAUCGCUCACUGCAGCACUGACAAAAUAGUAUCCUGUAAGGUUGAAAGGUUUGGUUUUUUGCCUCACAUUUGCUGCAGUGUGAGGUGUUUAAAGGAAGCUGAGCCUAAUCAAAAGGAGUUUGCUGUUCAGCUUACAGUUUGAAUGAACGCAAAGGCCUCCUUACUUUACCCUGCAGAAUCAGUUAAGGUGAAGGUAUUGUUGUGCAACACAAAUUAUCAAAAGGAACUUGAGACAAACCCCAUGGUGGUCUUCUAGUUAGUCAUUCUCUUUUUGAAACGAUGAGCAUUUUUGCUGUCAAACGAAACCAAAAUUUAACUAUAUAAUUUGCCUUGUCAAAGAUGCACCCCAGAAAAACACAUUAUUUCUGUGCAAUAGCUAUGAGUUGGAAUUAUGUUUACCUGUAAAGAAAUGUAUUUGAUUUGAGUGUUAGAUAUGUGUGAAACAAUGGUAGCAAUGGGUAGUGUGACUAUAGUAAUACAUAUUACACUUUGCAUUGAUUACUUCGAACCUCUGGUAACAAAAUGGUGGGCUUAGCCUGUCCCAUUUGUUUUGUGAUUUGAAAAGAAACAAUAUGGAAGGUGGUGUGUUUUUUGCCAAGCUUUGGAGUGUUUUUAUUAAAUAUUUGAAAUGUAUUGAUCUAACUUUCUGCUCAGGGAGGCUGAGAUUGUUAUUCUAGGGCCGUCACCAUGACAAACCUCUGCUCACCCUCUUCUAGUCUCACAUUUGAAAAUGGCUUUAAUGUGUCCGUUAAGAACAGAGCAUCACAAAAUAUGGUUUGGUAAAUGCAAUAUUUGAAAAUAUUUAAAUGUUUUUAAAAAAAGAAGUAUUUGCUUGAACAAUGUAUUAUUACAUUAUUUAUAUUAAAGCCAAAAUAAAUAUCUUGCUCUUAUUUAUCAGAUUUUAAGAGAACCUCAAAGCUGAUCUGUAUGAAUGAUGUUGAAAAAUUGUAUAAUGUGAAAAAACAAACCAUUCACAAACCACUACAAAAUGUACACUCUGAAUGGCAGGUCUCAGACUGAUGAACAGCUGUGCAGCAUUUCUGUGGAGUUAUUUCUAUAAAGGAUGUGAACACAUCUCUGCACCUGUCUUCACUGCACUGGCAUGGAUUUUAAUCAUUGCCACACUGACCGACUCUCUUAAAACUAUAACUAUAACUCAUAGUCUUUUCAUUGGCAUUCAUACAAAGCCAUCUCAACACUGGGAAAUCUAUAUUUACUGAGUAGAUCUAUCACAUUUGUCAAAACGAACAGAAUGAGCAAAAUUGACAUUAAACGUAUUGCUUAGGGACAACAGAGACUUGUAUGAGUCACAGAUUAUUGUGCUGGUUUCACUCACGUUUCAUGCAGGACUGUCCCACACCAACAACCUAUGCAACAUAAUCUCUCACUGUUCAAUAAAACCACCUCAUGGCUACAUGGCAUCUAAAUCACUAUUAACAUUAAACUAUUUUUUGUGGCUGUA